GUUGUAUAAAAGGAUCCGACACUGGUCGUAUCACAAUCAGAAGCAGUCCAAGCGUUCUAAAAGCUCAUCCAGCAACCAACAACAACACCAACCUACCUACCACCAUGAAGUGCAUCGUUGCCGCCGUUGCCGUCAUCGCCCUGGCCGUCGCUGCUGAGGCUGGAUAUCCGUACGCUGGCUAUCCUUACGCCGGAUACGGAGCCACCGUCAUCCAGGCCAAUGCCCCAGCCUACCCGUACGCUGGCUACCCGUACGCUCAUGCUGCCUACCCGUAUGCUCAUGGUGCCUACCCGUACGCUCAUGCCGCUGCCUACCCCGCUGCCAUUGCUGCCUAUGCUGCCCCUCACGCUGCCCUCCUGGCCGCUCCUCAUGCUCCGCUUGCUUCGGUUGCCCACCAUGCCGGUGUUGUCCCCGGAGCCACCUCCGUCACCGCUACCCGUGGUGCCGUCCAUGUUGCUCCCCUGCCCGGACAUGCCGUCUCGCAGAAGCAGCUGAACCUGGCCCCGGCUCCCGGAACUCUGUAAGCUGGACGCUUUUACUAGCGCUUAAGGACAUGAUCGGAAAAUGAAGUGUGAUAGGCGAAAGGAACCAGUGCCAACAAGACAGAUGUGUACGACAGAUUUGUCCAGCGGGCAUUCGUUGGGCAAUUGGUCGGCGAUGUUUUGGUUGGAUUCCCAAAAGCACGAUAGCUGGCUGUUGUUUUGUUCAUGGUUAUCUCAGCUGGUUGUACAUUUACUGUAAAUAUAAGUUAUUUACAUGAAUAAAUGACAGCAAAAAAGUAAAA
Molecule: messenger RNA, 784 nt
Organism: Anopheles funestus (African malaria mosquito)
Lineage: Eukaryota; Metazoa; Arthropoda; Insecta; Diptera; Culicidae
Product: adult cuticle protein 1-like
Exons: 2
Coding region: 105-524 (139 amino acids)
Source: RefSeq, a predicted model, not a curated record